CAUCUUCUCGUACAUUUUCCUUAGUUGCUACAUUUCUUCCAUUAUUCUUUUCGUGCCAUAGGAGCCAUGGCCACACCACCUGCUCUCCUCUUCAUCCUUUUCGCUAUUCCGGCCGCCUACGCUGCCGAUUACACUGUGGGUGAUUCGUCCGGAUGGAGUACCGGUGUGGAUUACUCCACGUGGGCGUCCGGGAAGAAGUUUGCUGUUGGUGAUACACUCUUGUUUACCUACGGUGGAUUGCAUUCGGUGGAUGAGGUGAGCAAAUCCGACUAUGACAGUUGCAGCUCGAGCAAUGCCAUUAACAGCUUUAACGAUGGAAAUACUAGCAUUGCACUAAGUAAGGCGGGUGCACAUUACUUCUUGUGUCCCGCAAUAGGCCACUGUAGUCAGGGGAUGAAACUAGCGGUCACGGUCUCUGCUUCGGGCUCCCCCACACCAGGCGGUACACCAUCAACCACGCCGGGCACGCCGAGUACCUCGACGAGACCCAGUGGAGCAACGGCCAAGAUUGGUCACAUGAAUGCUAUGGGGCUUGGAGUUUUGAUGGUUUUGGCACCUUUGAUCAUGGUCAUGGGUUAGGGAAGAGGCAGUGCUUGUUAUAAUCUUUUGAUAGUAUUAUAUGAUUGAGAUGUCGUCAUUUGGUCUGUUAUUUGUAGUAACUGGAGUAGCUGUUUGUUGAAAUUUAGUUGUAUUAGAGAGAUGUUUUGAAAAUAAUUUUAUAUGAUUUUUCACUUAUUUUAA
Molecule: messenger RNA, 741 nt
Organism: Magnolia sinica
Lineage: Eukaryota; Viridiplantae; Streptophyta; Magnoliopsida; Magnoliales; Magnoliaceae
Product: uclacyanin-3-like
Exons: 2
Coding region: 67-579 (170 amino acids)
Cellular component (GO): plasma membrane
Molecular function (GO): electron transfer activity
Source: RefSeq, a predicted model, not a curated record